GUGCAGCUGUGCUGCUGGAAGGGGUGCAGCCAGGCUACAGCCCUCCUAGACCUGUUUAAGAGCUGGCUACCAGUGGGGAAGGAUCUCGUCUGGAGAUCUGCUCUGCUGGAGUUUUGUAAGUGAGCCCAGGAUAGGGGUAAGCCUUCUAUUUAUUCUCCUUUUGUUAGCUUAGUCUGCUUUGUCAAACUCUCUUGUUUAUUUCAUAAUGACAACAUCUUAAUAGUCAUUGAUUAUACACGUGCACUAAGUACUUUUUCUUCUUGUUUUAGACUACUCCAACGUACUUGGCCAAGCUGCUUUUGCAGAUGCCUCAAAACAAACCCACAGAGUUCAUGGAUUCAGCCAUCUUCACGCUGCAUAACUACGCAUCCAGUCAGAGAGAGGAAUCUCUGCUGUUGCGGCUGUUGCAAACAGCAUUGCAGGAAGAGAUCAAGUACGUUAUGCGCUCUUUCAACCGUGGUGCCCGUGGUCAGAACGCACUGAGGCAGAUCUUGGCCCCAGUUGUGAAGGAAAUAAUUGAGGACGAAUCGCUCAACGUCAGAACGGAUCCAGUGGAUAUUUACAAGUGCUGGGUGAACCAGAUGGGAUCUCAGAAUGGUGAGGCCGGGAAGAAAAGCUUGAUGUCUGUGCCAAGGGAGACGUACACCGCACUUGCGCUGCCUGGACGAUGUGGAAACUGGAAAUUGUGGGGUGUGCUGAAGCAUGCCCUCUCAGCUUUCGCUCGUGGAAGCACAGAGCAAAGUGACAAGAAACAGCUGCGAGUUCAAGGAAUUGUCUACCUUGUUCUGAUCUCCUGCCAGUUCCAGCUUGUCGUGCCUGCUGUGAUGGGCGUCGCGUGCAGCGAGAUCAGCUGUGGGCCUGACAUCGCACGGAUGGAGGCUGAGAACAACGGGAAGCCCCGGCUGGUCCGUGAGGAGUCAUCUCUUAAUAUCCCAGCUAUUGCUGCUGCCCACGUUAUUAAGAGAUACGUUGCCCAGGCACCGGGUGAACUCUCCUUGGAGGUGGGAGACCUCGUGUGCAUCAUCGAGAUGCCGCCUCAGGAGCUGAGCCCCCGCUGGAGAGGCAAGCACGGCUUUCAGGUUGGAUUUUUCCCUGGUGAGUGUGUGGAGCUCAUUAACGGAAAAAUCCCGGAGUCUCUCAUCAAUUCAGUGCCAAAGCCAGUGCCAAAGAAGCGCGGCAAGCUCCUCACCUUCCUUCGUUCCGUGGUGAAGGCCCGCCCAAAGCAACGGAAAGAGCAGGAGGUGGAGAAGGAGAGGGUGUUUGGCCGUGACCUGGGAGAGCAUCUUCUGCACUCUGGUCGUGAUGUCCCCCAGGUCCUCCAGAGCUGCGCCGAGUUCAUCGAGCAGCAUGGCGUGGUGCAGGGGAUAUACCGCCUGUCCGGCGUGGCGUCCAACGUCCAGAGACUGCGCCAGGAAUUUGAGUCUGAGCAGGUUCCUGAGCUAACCGUCCGCGACGUUCACAGCGCGAGCUCCCUCUGCAAAAUGUACUUCAGGGAGCUCCCGACCCCCCUGCUGACCGACCAGCUGUACGACAAGUUCUCGGAUGCUGUUGGUGCCACUACGGAGGAGGAGCGGCUGGUCAGAAUGCGGGACACCAUCCAGCAGCUGCCCGCUCCUCACUACAGGACCCUGGCGUAUCUGAUGAGACACUUGGCCAGUCUGUCUGCAAACAGCUCUGUCACCAACAUGCACGCUAAGAACUUAGCCAUUGUGUGGGCUCCAAACCUCCUAAGAUCACAGCAGAGUGAGUCUGCCUGCGCCAGCGGGAGAGCUGCCUGCACGGAACUGCAGACGCAGUCGGCAGUGGUGGAAUUCAUCAUCGACCACACAGACGUCCUCUUCUGCUCCACGUCUGGACCUGACAUUGCAGAUGGAGCAGGGCGCAGUUCUCUCUCAGGGCCCCAGUCUGUGCAGGCAUCUUCUCCUGACACAGAGCUGCUCAGCCUGGAGGAGGCGCAGGCACGGAGGCGAGGCCACAGCAGCUCUCCUGUCACUGUGACACAGAGCAGGGACAUAGAGGUGGAAGAAGGCCCCAAAGCUGUACGGGGCAAAUUCCACACCAUCAUCGACUUUCCAUCUGAAAGUGCCAAAGCUUGCUGA
This is a messenger RNA of Tympanuchus pallidicinctus (lesser prairie-chicken), 2099 nucleotides long. RefSeq names its product rho GTPase-activating protein 32-like. Gene Ontology annotation, biological process: small GTPase-mediated signal transduction; regulation of GTPase activity. Lineage: Eukaryota; Metazoa; Chordata; Aves; Galliformes; Phasianidae. Gene Ontology annotation, molecular function: protein binding; GTPase activator activity. The record is from RefSeq and is a predicted model, not a curated record. The coding region runs from base 306 to 2099 and encodes 597 amino acids. The transcript is spliced from 16 exons. Gene Ontology annotation, cellular component: fibrillar center; Golgi apparatus; nucleoplasm.